AUGGUCGACUCGGAGAAGAUCUUUUCCCUCGAGGGCAAGGGCCUGAAACUGACCACCGCUGAAGACGUCGAGCCCCAUAUCGCAGAGCUACGCGCCAACGAUGUCGAAGAGGUGCAUCUGCUAGGCAACAGCUUGGGUGUCGAGGCCUGCAAGGUCCUCGGUGAAGUCCUCGCAACCAAGAAAAACUUGAAGGUCGCCAACCUGGCCGACAUCUUUACCGCUCGUCUGCUCUCCGAAAUCCCCGACGCUCUCUCGCACCUGCUCACAUCGAUCUUGAACCUGCCGAACCUCCACACAAUCAACGUCAACGACAACGCCUUCGGCCUCAACACGCAAGCGCCCCUCGUCGCCUUCCUCGCCGCGCACUUGCCGCUGCAACACCUCUACCUCAACAACAACGGCCUCGGCCCGCACGCCGGCAUCCUGAUUGCCGACGCCCUAUCGGAGCUGCACGCCAAGAAAGAGGCGGCCCGCAAGGAGGGCAAAACGGUUCCGGACCUCGAGACCGUCAUCUGCGGCCGCAACCGUCUGGAGAAUGGCAGCAUGACAGCCUGGGCCAAGGCUUACAGCCUGCACAACAAAAUCAAGGUAAUCAAGAUGGUUCAAAACGGCAUCCGGCAAGAGGGUAUCAGCCAUCUCAUCGGCGAGGGACUCAGGCAUACCGCCGGCCUGCAGGUCCUCGACCUCCAGGAUAAUACAUUUACGCUUCGGGGCUCCAAAACCUUGGCCGCCGUCGCCCCUCGCUGGGCAUCGCUGCGCGAGCUCGCCGUCGGCGACUGCCUACUCGGCGGCAAGGGCAGCGUACUGGUGGCCGGUGCUCUUGCCCAGGGCAAGAACGGCAAGCUGGAGACGCUCCGUCUGCAGUUCAACGACAUGACGCCCGCCGGCGUCAAGGGCUUCGCCGACGCCGCCAAGAACUUGCCUGCCCUGAAGCGCAUCGAGCUCAACGGCAACAAGUUUGAGGAGGAGGACGAGAGCAUCGCGGCUCUGCAAGAGCUGCUUGACGAGCGCAAGGAGGCUGUCGGCGGUCAGGUCGCCGCCGACGAGUGGGGCCUUGACGAGCUCGACGAGCUCGAGGGCAUUGAUAGCGACGAGGAAGAAGAGGAAGAGGACGAGGACGAGGAUGACGUCUCGCCCGAGGAGCGUGCCGAUAAGCUUAUCCGGGAGGCCGAGGAGGCGCAGGAAGAGCCUACAGUGCUACUGGAAGACAAGAACGUCGACGAGCUUGCUAAGAAGCUAGAGAAGACGGGCAUCUGA
Beauveria bassiana ARSEF 2860 is the source of this 1257-nucleotide messenger RNA. RefSeq names its product ran GTPase activating protein 1. NCBI's taxonomy places the organism in Eukaryota, Fungi, Ascomycota, Sordariomycetes, Hypocreales, Cordycipitaceae. Bases 1 to 1257 code for a protein of 418 amino acids. Gene Ontology annotation, cellular component: cytosol; perinuclear region of cytoplasm; nucleus. Gene Ontology annotation, biological process: nucleocytoplasmic transport; activation of GTPase activity. Gene Ontology annotation, molecular function: GTPase activator activity; small GTPase binding. The record is from RefSeq and is a predicted model, not a curated record. The transcript has 2 exons.